CUGGGCAGCAUGAAGACGCUCACCUUGUUCCUCCUCCUCCUGUGCGGUCUGGCCUGGGGUCCCUUGGCCGACGCCGCUGUCUUCCUGGAGACGCGACCCACCCUGUGGGUAGAGCCCGGCUCGCUGCAGGACCCUUGGGCGCAUCCGGAGCUGCUGUGCCAGGCUCGCUUGGGGACCACAGCUUUCCAGCUCUACAAAGAUGGCGUGGCCCUGGAGCCUGUGCACCUUGACAUCCCUGCUACAGAGAAACGCUUUCCCCUCGGCGCCGUGACCGCAGCCACUCGCGGCCUCUACCGCUGCCGCUCCGGCCUGGGCGACAGCUGGACCCCACUCAGCAACCUGGUGGAGGUGACUGGGCCAGGGUCCCUGCCUCCACCCUCGCUCCAGGCCACCACAGUGCCCUGGAUCACAGAGGGUCUGAAGCCUAGCCUACGGUGCCGCACGGAGUUUCGGCCAGUGACUCUCCUGCUGACACGAGAAGGCAGUGACCAGGUUCUGCAGGAGGUGAAGGCACCAGACACUGGGGAGGCCAUCUUCCCUAUCCAGCAGGCGGGCGACUACAGCUGCAGUUACCGCCUGAAUGCCUCGGGUGCAACUUCCCCGCCCAGUGCCUCCGUGCUCGUCCAAGAGCUGGCGAGACCACCGCCACCGACUCUGACACUGGGGUGGGAGCACUCAGCGCUCAGGCGCCCAGGUGAGGACGUGACCCUUCACUGCGUGGCGCCGCUGAACGGCGUGAGCUUCCAGCUGCGGCGGGGUGUGGAGGAGAAGCGCGUGGAGAUGAGCACCAGCUCCCCGGACAGAGUGUUCCUGCACUUGAAGGCACUGGUGCCCGGUGACGGUGGACUCUACACCUGUCGCUACCGGCUGCUGGGCGAGCAGAGCCACUGGUCUGAGGACAGUGCGCCCCUGGAGCUGCAGCUGAGUGAUGAGUCUCUCCCAGCACCCACGCUAUCUGUCGAGCCAGCGUCGCCCAAGCCCCGUCGCGGGGAUCAGGUGCAGCUGCAGUGCCGAGCACCCAGGGCUGACCUGCGGUUUGCCCUGCUUCGCCAGGAAGCCCACGGCCACCGUGUGCUGCAGUUUCUGAGCCCCACAGGUGCCGAGGCCCACUUCAAGCUGCAUGACAUCUCUGUGGCCGAUUCAGGCAACUACACUUGCCUCUACAUGGACCCCUCUUCGCCCUUCAAGGGCUCCAAGCCCAGUGCGCCUUUGGAGCUGUUGGUGGAUGGGCCCGCUCCCAAGCCACAGCUCCAUGCCCUGUGGAGUGGGGCUGUGACUGCAGGACGUGACGCUGUCCUGCGCUGCGAGAGCCCCGUGCCCAAUGUCUCCUACCAGCUGCUACGGGCAGGUGAGAAGAUGGCUUCUGUAGAACAACAGUAUGACGAUGCCUCAGUGAACUUCAAGCUGUCAAACAUAGGGCCCCAGCACGCCGGCAACUACAGCUGCCAAUACCGGUCCAGAGAGCUCAAUGCCUUCCUGUCAGAGCCUAGUAACCCUGUGGAACUUCGUGUGGCAGGUGAGGUUUCCAAGGGUUCAGUGAGCAACCUUUGCCCAGAUUGUGCCCAUUCAGUCACAGCCUUUGCCCAGAUUGUACCCAUUCCCUGAAUUUUAAGCACAUUGAAUAGUGAGCCUGGCCAGUUGGGGUCAGGGACUGCAGACUGGGAAAUACCAGUGAAAGCAGAGUCAGAGUGGCUCUGUCAUCUGGAAGGAGACCCUGGUAUUCCCAGGAGGACUCAGAAUGCACAUCACUCCGACCAUUUCUCUUGGCAAUCUCUCUAGGAAGUUGAUCCAACUGCAGACCAGGUGGUGGAUGUAUCCAUGGGAAGCAGUUUCUUCACUAUAGUUCCAGUGGUCCAUUUUUCUGGAGUUCAAUAAAGGUUUCCUGUGUGCCUG
Sorex araneus (European shrew) is the source of this 1893-nucleotide messenger RNA. RefSeq names its product alpha-1-B glycoprotein (gene A1BG). Bases 10 to 1605 code for a protein of 531 amino acids. The record is from RefSeq and is a predicted model, not a curated record. NCBI's taxonomy places the organism in Eukaryota, Metazoa, Chordata, Mammalia, Eulipotyphla, Soricidae. The transcript has 7 exons.